AUGAACGAACAACAUCUUGAAUCUCUAUAUGAUGAUAAAGAUUCAACUUCUGAUAGUUGUAAUAGUUCAGAUGAUGACUCAAGUGUUGAAAUUACCUCAACCAUUGAUAAAGGUGAAAAUGAAUUAGUACGCUUAUCAACAUAUCUUCAAUUGGAUUCUGAAGAAGAAAAUGAUGAUGAUAAAAACUUUGAAUGGCCUGAUCCACCUCCAUCGUUAUUAUCUUCAAGUUCAGAUGAUGUUGAUGUUGAUGUUGAAGAAUCAAGUGAUUUUCAUCAAGUGGUGUUGCCUACUGCAUCAUGUGUCCACGUUAAUAUUCAAGAAAAAUCUAUUAAACGUAAACGACGUCAAUGGUCGAUUAAAGAAAAACUUGAUGUUAUUGCAUUAUUUGAUAAAAAUCAAAGUAAACGUAAAACAGCAAGGGAAGAAGGAUGUACAACUGCUCAACUUCGAAAUUGGCUUAAAAAUAAAGAAAAUUUAUUAGAAAUGUACAAGAAGAAAAAAGAUCGUAAAAGCAAACGAUUAAAAGGUGGUGGUAAAAAGCUUGUUUACGCUGAUCUUAAUGACCGACUUUUUACUUGGUAUCGGUCACGAAGAACUGAUCCAAAAGAUGAAUCUUUAGCUUCAUGUGAUAUUCGACGAGAAAAAGUAACUCUUCGUCACUUACGAAAAGAAGGUCGACGUAUUGCUAAAGAAUUAAAUCAUUCUCCACCAUCAUCAAGUUGGUAUUUAAGAUUUAUGAAAAGAAAUGGUUUAUCAUUACAACGACCCAAGAGACAAAAUAAAGUACCAAUUGAUGAAGUUCAUCGCCUAGCUAAUUCUUUCUACAUGUUCAAUCGUCGUGCUAGUUUAUGGUCAUUAAAACGUGGUCCUAUGGGUGCAUUUACUCCUGAAGAUAUCUGCAAUAUGGACGAAUCUCCAUUAGCACUUUUUGGCGAUCAAGCUAAAAAAUCUAUUAAUGAUAUUGGUACAAGUAAUGAAAUAAAUGGGUGUAUUAAUAACAAGAGAUUUUGUACAGUAAUACUUACUGUUUUUGCUAAAAAUCAACGAAUGAAUCCGGUGGUACUAUUCAAAGGUAAAGGUAAUAUUGGUGUUGAUGAACGUCAACAAUAUUCACAAGGUGUACAUGUUAUUUUUACACCUAAAGCUGUUAUUAAUGGACCAUCAAUGGAUAUUUAUGUUAAAAAAUGGUUAGAAAAGGUACAUGAUGGUCAUCCAAAACUCUUCAUUACCGAUUCGGCUAAUUCACAUUUAAAACCGGAAAUUAUUCAAAAUUUCCGAAAACAAAAUGUUGUGGUAUCUAUUAUUCCAAAAGGAUGUACACAAUAUUUACAGCUUCUGGAUACUUCAAUCUUCUCGGUAUUCAAAAAUCAUUAUCAAGCUGCUGCUGAUGAAUAUAUUGAUCGUUAUAGUUCACGUAGUAAAAUGAAAUUAUCAGCUAAACAACAACGAAUUUUAUGUACUCGUUUAAUUUGGAUAGCAUGGCUUCGGACACAAAAUAGUGUUGACUUCGAACGUGCUUUUCUUGAUAUUGGUUAUACAUGGGUUGACACAUCUCCUGUUUCUAUUAGAACUUUACAAGGAUUUGUUUUUGAUCCAUCAACAGUAACAUCUUCGACCAUCAAUAAUGAUGAUAAUGAUAAUGGUAAUGACGAAGAAGAAGAAUUUAGUAAGAAAAUGAUGUUCGAAAAUAAAGAUUCAAAUGUGUUAACCAUCACCGACAAUAACAAAAUGAAACAGCUUAGUAUAUAUCAGUGUAUGAAAAAGUAA
Messenger RNA from Rotaria sp. Silwood2, 1767 nucleotides. The record is from the annotation of a GenBank genome assembly. Lineage: Eukaryota; Metazoa; Rotifera; Eurotatoria; Philodinida; Philodinidae.